UCUGGUUCUUAUCCAUCGUCUCGAGCCGUCAGGUCAAUGAUCAUGCAUCAACUCUCUGUCAUGGCAUCAAUCGCCGACAUCGGCGUUAAGAUAAAUCCGAAAUUAUUCUCUGCUCAAUAUGCCUCGUAUUUUUUGCUUCCGCUGAAUCCCCUCCCCCUCUGUGCUGGCCUCUUCGACGUUUGUUGAAGUGUUGGGUGUGAAUUCCGAGAUAUCAUCACUCUACACAUCUAUCCCCUUUCGUUGGAUUAGCUGAGAGGUCUCUGUUCGACAUGUCGACCCCAUCCACCUUUAAGCGCUUUGUCGAAGUCGGCCGUGUGGUUCUCGUCAACGAUGGACCUCACGCUGGCAACCUCGCCGUCAUUGCCGAGAUCAUUGACCACAACAGGGCAUUGAUCGACGGACCCAACUCUUCCGUUCCCCGCCAAUCUAUCGCUUACCGUCACCUCAUCCUCACCCCUUACACCCUUGCCAAGCUGCCUCGAGGUGCUGGUACAGGUGCCAUCAAAAAGGCCUUUGAAAAGGCCGGUGUUUCUGAAAAGUGGGAGCAGAGUGGAUGGGCCAAGAAACUCCACGCUAGACAGUCUAGAAAGAACGCCAACGACUUUGAGCGAUUCCAGAUCCAACUCGCCAAGCGCUCUCGAAGGGAUUUGGUUCGCAAAGCUUACGUCAAGGAGAAGAAGGCUUCGGCAUAAGCGGGUGUUAGGAGAUGGAUGCAUGGAGGAGGAGGAGGAUGGCUCGAGUCCUUUCGCCUGGGACGAUGAGCGGAGCAUGAGCAGGAGGACACUAGGCAGUCGUUUCGUAGAGUCGUCGCGAAAUGGUUUCUGUCUUGUACACCAACGGGGCGUAAUGACACUCAUCAGCAUUCUGCACGUUUGCACGUGGGCACAGCAAGUGUUGACGUGAUCCACUGUGGGUACAGCCCCGGUCCCCGAGCCCCUGCCCCAGUGUGUAUGGACUGGCUGCAUAGAGGACCAGUGACGAUGCGCGAGUAGUGCGCUAAUACGCGGUCGCACUCUGAUCGUAGCUUUUCGCCCUGCCAAGGGGUACAUCAAAGGGGGAGUUAAGAACAUUCUCCGACAUCCGCAGAAAGGUCCACAAACCCCAGGUCCUGCAUAUGACGUCUGGCCACACUGUCCGAACCUUC
This is a messenger RNA of Kockovaella imperatae, 1144 nucleotides long. Its product is annotated as ribosomal protein L14-domain-containing protein. Lineage: Eukaryota; Fungi; Basidiomycota; Tremellomycetes; Tremellales; Cuniculitremaceae. Gene Ontology annotation, molecular function: RNA binding; structural constituent of ribosome. Gene Ontology annotation, biological process: ribosomal large subunit biogenesis; translation. Gene Ontology annotation, cellular component: ribosome; cytosolic large ribosomal subunit. The transcript has 4 exons. The coding region runs from base 270 to 692 and encodes 140 amino acids. The record is from RefSeq and is a predicted model, not a curated record.